AUCUUAUGGGGAGCUCAUAAGGUUUACAUUUAACUGUGCUUUUUGUAUCAAAUUUGGAUAACACACGCGCAUGCGCUGUUGACAUUUUGAUCGUACAUCUUCCUCAGAAAUAUGUGGUUCUCGCUCGCACACGUCAAUUUGCCGUUCUGCCAACAUGGCCACGCUAAGCCGUACUUCGACAAAAUUAUUUAGAAAAUUACAGUUUUCACCUGUUUUUACGCGUAAUUUCAGUAAUGUGAAAGGAAAUAAUUCGUUAACGAAGGUUAUUACAACCUGUGUUUGUGUCGUCGGCGGCGGCGUGGCGUUCUAUGCUGUAAAUAAAUAUGGGAGGAAGAAUACAGUGUACGCUCUCAAGGCGAAGCCGGAUGAGCUGGCGAAAUCGGUGAAGCUGACGUCACGGGAGCGGCGGUUCAUAAAGUUCGCGAGCGUCGAGUACGGCGGCCAGCUGUACAUGACGCCGCAGGACUUCCUCGAGUCCGUCGUGGAACAGGAGCCAAGGCCCCGUUUGAAGCGACGAGUCCUGACCACCAAAGAGAUCGAAUACCUGCGCGACCACACGCCGCAGCUGAAGAAGGGAUCCUCACAGAUGUUCAGGAAUAUGAGGGAUAAAGGAAUCAUCUCUUAUACGGAGUAUUUGUUCCUCCUCUCUAUUCUAACGAAGCCGGCCUCGGGCUUCCGGAUAGCAUUCAACAUGUUUGAUACGGACGGCAACCAGCGCGUCGAUAAGAACGAGUUCCUAGUCAUUCAACGCCUGCUGGGGGGUACUUUGAAGGAGCGUAAAGAUUUGGACCCCAAGAGUGAGGAGGCACUGCUUACGUUAGUGUCAACAAGUGCCACAAGGAACAGGGCAGGUCCGCCACCCCCGGUCCCGAGUCCAACAACUAUGGAGAAAAUCUUCAGCUUCGCGUGGCGCGGAAAAAGGGGUAUGAGUGAGGAGGAGGGGAAACAAGAGGGGAAAGAAGGAAAGGGGGAGGACAAAGCGGAGGGGAAAGCUCACGAGAACUACGUCAAUGAUGAGCAGGGGCUGCAGAGGAGGCACAAUGUGGAUACUUUUCUGCAGGUGCACUUCUUCGGCAAGAAGGGUACUAACGACCUGAAGUUCGAGGGGUUCCGCCAGUUUAUGGAGAACCUACAGACCGAGGUGCUGGAGCUGGAGUUCCAUGAGUUCUCAAAGGGUCACGAGACGAUCUCCGAGGUGGACUUCGCGAAGAUCCUCCUCCGCUACACGUACCUAGACACGGAUGAAUACGACAUGUACCUGGAUAGACUGCUGGACCGGGUCAAGGAUGAACAUGGUAUCACGUUUGAGGAGUUCAAGACAUUCUGCCAGUUCUUGAACAAUCUGGAGGACUUUACUAUCGCUAUGAGGAUGUAUACGUUAGCUGAUCAUCCUAUCUCUAAGGAUGAGUUUCACCGCGCAGUAAAGAUCUGUACUGGUAUAUCCCAGUCGGAACACCUCGUGUCGACUGUGUUCGCGAUCUUCGACGCGGACGGCGACGGGCUCCUGAGCUACAAGGAGUUCAUCGCUAUCAUGAAGGACCGCCUGCAUCGGGGGUUCAAGUCUUACGCAAAGAACGAAGGUUGGGAAGCCUUCAAAUCAUGUGUCAAACAAGAAAUGAAGAGCGCCGUGUAGACAACAGAUGUCGCUACUUGCCAUACUUACCGCGUCGGAUCUCUAACUUGUGAAUAAAAAAACUAAUUAUACAGAAUGCGGUGUUUAAAAUGUUAAACUUACUUGUUUAUGCGUGUAAGAAAUAUUAUUAUAGUAAUUUGAGAAUGAUUCAUACUUAUAUGGUAUAACGGUUCAUUUACAAGAAGCUUAGCGGUAUAGAAUAGAACAACUAGUUAAUUAUGAGCUCAAGCGGUGGAGUCGCGAGUUGAACAAAUAAGUUUGACUCGCAACCAUGUUUAAUCAAUCUCGUUAAAUGUUUGUAUCAUUUAAGUAGGAUUUUUUUCUCAACCCAUUGCCAAUCUGUGCUUUGCGAAGGUACCUACAAAAACCAGCCAGUAACUUUGUAAAUACCGCAAUCUGUAUUAUUAGAACGCGUUUUAAAUUAUUUAAAAAUAUUGCAUUAAAUAUUUUUCAUUGUUUUCAGUGGUAUUUAACAUUUUAUAAUGUAAAGCCCAAUAUAUAAAGGCACAAUAACAUUUAAAAACUUUUAGCCAAAGCGCAAAUGUGAACGUUUUUGAGUCUUCUGUCAGAUACAACUCAUAAAACUACAGCGAUGAAUAUGAGAUUUCUUAAAAAAAACGAUAUGAAAUCAUCGACUCUGUAUCAAAACUGUGUUCUAUAACAGGUAUACUUAGUUACCUGUGAUGCUAUGCAACAAAAAAUGUCUAUGUAUGCGCAAUGCCUAAAAGGUUUUCGAUUUUUUGACAAAUCGCUGGUAUGAAAGACUUCUUGCCUCGUUUAGCAAAGGCCUAAAACGAUAUUUCGAGAACCACUAUAAACAAGAAAUAUUGUAAUGCUUAAAUAAAUUCUAAAUUAGUAAGAUAUUUAUCAUGGCCUACUUAUUGGAAUCUUGCCUUUCAUAAAAUAUUUAAAAUCAAUACUAUUAGUCAUUAUUUAAAGCUCUCCAAAGUUUGUGAACGGGUAGUUAGAGUUUGUUUAUUAAUAACUAAAUAGAUAAUGGUAUAGUGUGGAGUUAAAACGUAGCCUAAAUUCAAACAAUAUUGAAAUCUUUUGCGCACCGUAGAUAAAUAAAUAAAAAAGUAUCAUUCUACCGAAUCCUGAAGAUCACUAGGUAUCAAUUUAAAGUGUCUGGUAAGUAUCAUACAGUGAUACAGCCUUUACUAUGAUGUGAAUAGAAUCAACAAAUAAUUAUUUUGAUCUUCAGUAUUCGGUACUAAGAUAAAACAUUUGCCAUAACACCGUUAACUAUUUUCAAUGUUAUUUAUAAUUUGGUAAUUAAAUUACCUUACAAAAUACUUCAUACUUAAUAUAUUUUAUCUUUAAUUAAAGGCACAAUACUUACGCACAGUCAGUCAUUUACUAACUUUAUAUGUGGUUGUCAACAGUGAGAUUAAUAACUUUAUUUAUUACUUUUAUAAAAAGUUUCAAAAUGUUGCAUUUUUAUCAUGUAUUUGAAUCCAGUCAGUGUAUCCCGGUUAAAUAAUUUAUAUUACGUUAAAUGUUUAAAUAAGAAUAAUGAUUGUGUUUAUAUAAUCAAACUUAUGUUAAUCUAAAUAAUGCGUUUUUAUUCAUAUUAUAUGAUCAACGACCAUUCGAACACUGGACACCUAAUAUCAGGCAACCAAUGUCUGUCAACACAUCAGGGCAUAUCAAACUUAUAUAAUCUUCUAGAGGAAUAUUGAUACUCUUCUCAACAAUUUCACAUUCGUUCGACGAUAAAACCCAGCUCAGCUAAUUGGUGGAAUUAUUAUCGAAACAUUAUAGACUGAAUAUGAGGUGUCUAUAGGUUGCAUGGCCGUUGUAUUUCAUACAUUCUAGCAUAGAAUAUUUAUCGUACCAAAUUUUCAUUCAGGGCGUUAGAAAAUUGUUUUGAAUGUCAAGGUAACAUCUUAGUUCAAAUAUAUGAGAAGUAUCCAUGCUAGAAAUGUACAUUUUAUUUAGUGUAUUGGUUAGUGAAUUAGUUUAAUAACAAACAGUAUGAGUGUUACUUAAAGUCAACAAAUGUCUGCUAGUCAUUGCACAAACCAAGUUUGUUACAAUUUAAAGUUACCAUUAAUUUAUAUUACAUCAUAUGUACAACUAAUAUUAUGGCGUUAUAUUACUAUGCUUGUAUUUAUUCACUUCUUGAUCUAAUAAUAAAAUGAUUUCAUCAAA
Messenger RNA from Trichoplusia ni (cabbage looper), 3787 nucleotides. RefSeq names its product calcium uptake protein 3, mitochondrial (gene MICU3). The coding region runs from base 155 to 1633 and encodes 492 amino acids. Gene Ontology annotation, molecular function: calcium ion binding. The record is from RefSeq and is a predicted model, not a curated record. Gene Ontology annotation, cellular component: uniplex complex. Lineage: Eukaryota; Metazoa; Arthropoda; Insecta; Lepidoptera; Noctuidae. The transcript has 12 exons. Gene Ontology annotation, biological process: mitochondrial calcium ion homeostasis; calcium import into the mitochondrion.